ACUACUUGUGUCUCUUCAAUAAACUGGAAAUAAGUGCAAUUCGAAAUGAUUCGUUCAGUCAUUUUUGUAGUUUUAAUCUCAAUCGUAUUCACGCAGUGUUUACCACCAAACGAUAAAAGCACACCGCUUAAAUUGAACAAAUCAAUAAAAGCCAAUUCGUUAAACGGAAAGUCGUUGGGAAAUUUUACUAAAUUGUUUGAUGCUAAGAAAUCAAAUCUUAAACAAAUCCAUCCUUAUCAUGUAGAAAAAGAAUACAAAUUUGGAGAGCGUGGGGAGGAUGAUGGUCUGUUAGGCCUUUCCUUCGAAGUCAACUAUUUUGAUGGUUUACGAGAUCUUGAGUUCAUUGUUGGCUAUCCCAACACUGGACCCGGCAAAUUUAUUGUGACUUAUGUGGAAGUUUAUGUUUUCCAGGAGUCGAACGAUGGAUCUGCAGAAAUUUCUAAAGGUGGAAUAGGCGAGCAAGGAGUUGAGAUUAAAAUUUCAGCCAAUCAAAUUGAUGAUUUCCUAUACUACGAAGCGGCGUUUUAUGGCCACCAAUAUUGAAUCUUUAAACCGGACAUACCGUAUAUAUUUUAACUAUAGUUAUAACUAUAGUCAUACUAUAUUGAAUACUAUUUUAUCUUCUUCACAUUUAAUGGAAAAUUGAAUGAACAAUAUAAUAAUUCACUUAUU
This is a messenger RNA of Sitodiplosis mosellana (orange wheat blossom midge), 672 nucleotides long. RefSeq lists its product as uncharacterized. NCBI's taxonomy places the organism in Eukaryota, Metazoa, Arthropoda, Insecta, Diptera, Cecidomyiidae. The transcript has 3 exons. The record is from RefSeq and is a predicted model, not a curated record. The coding region runs from base 46 to 543 and encodes 165 amino acids.